UCUAAAUGUGAGUAAACAAAGACCUGGGAGCCCUUUUCUCUAUGCAAAGCUGCUUCCCCAGAAGGUGGGUUCAAGCAAGGGAAGAAGGGCUAUAAAGGAAGCUCCAAGGUGUUCGUACCUCAUUUUGAUGCAGCCAUGGCCAUAAGGAGCCUGCUGCAGUACGUGGGCUUUAGCUCACUGCUCUAUUUGGCAGCAGGGCUGGUAGCUCUCGUUUACUUUCUUGCCAGCAGGAAGAGAUCAGUUUGCAAUCUGCCUCCUGGGCCACGACCUCUUCCUCUGAUCGGGAACCUGAAUGUGGUGGACUUGAAAAAGCCGUUCCAGUCGCUGACAGAGCUCUCCAAGAUAUAUGGCAACAUCUUCACUGUGCAUUUUGGACCCAGGAAAGUUGUGGUACUGGCUGGAUACGAAACCGUCAAGGACGCCCUUUUAAAUCAUUCUGAAGAAUUUGGAGAAAGAGCAGAAAUACCUAUAUUUAGGAAAAUAGCACAAGGAAAUGGCCUAGGAUUCAGCCAUGGUGAGAUAUGGAAAACUAUGAGAAGAUUCACCUUGACCACACUGCGAGAUUUUGGAAUGGGAAAAAGAACAAUUGAGAAUAGAAUUCUUGAGGAAGUAACUUCCCUCAUUAAAUAUUUUGAAUCUUAUCAGGGGAAGCCUUUUGAUACAAAGAUGAUACUCAACAGUGCUGUAUCCAACGUCAUCUGCUCUAUAUUGUUUGGAGAGAGGUUUGAAUAUGAUGAUCCGGUAUUUCUAACUUUGCUGAAGCUGUUAAAUGAAAAUACCAAGCUGUUGGGUUCCCCUAUGGUACUGCUUUAUAAUUUCUACCCAUCCCUUGGAUUUCUCUUUGGCGCUCCCAAGACUGUGCAACAAAAUGUCGAUGAGUUGUCUGCUUUUCUCCAGAAGCUCUUUCAGGAGCACAAAGAUGAGCUUAAUGAAAAUAACUUAACAGGCUUUGUUGAUGCCUUUCUUAUGAAGCAACAACAGGAGUCAAAGAAAUCCAACACUUACUUCCACAAUGGCAAUCUGCUCUUUUCAACCUUGGACCUCUUUGCUGCUGGGACUGAGACUACUUCUACAACCGUGCGCUGGGGUCUUCUUCUUAUGAUGAAAUACCCAGAAAUUCAGAGAAAAAUUCAGGAAGAAAUGAAGCACGUCAUUGAACCAGGACAGCUACCUAAGUUGGAGGACCGGAAAAAAAUGCCAUAUACAGAUGCAGUGAUACACGAAAUACAGAGAUUUGCCAAUAUAGUCCCAAUGAGCGUAUCACGAUCAACUCCUACUGAUGUGGAUUUCCAAGGUUAUGUGAUUCCUAAGGGCACAGAGGUUAUUCCAUUGCUGACUUCUGUUCUGAAUGAUGAGCUUCACUGGAAAACCCCUGAUCAGUUUAACCCUUCUCACUUCCUGGAUGCCGCUGGGAACUUCAUUAGGAGAGAGGCAUUUAUUCCAUUUUCCAUAGGACGAAGGGCUUGCCUUGGAGAAGGACUGGCCAAAAUGGAGCUGUUCCUCUUCUUCGCAGGCUUGCUCCGCAAAUUUGUUUUCCAGACCCCUCCGGGAGUGGACAAGUCAGAUCUAGAUCUCACUGCUGAUGUUGGCUUCACCUUGAACCCCAUGCCUCACCUGGUCUGUGCUGUGCCCUACGAAUGAUCCAGCCGAGAGGUGUAGGCAUAGUGGGCACUU
Messenger RNA from Nothoprocta perdicaria, 1674 nucleotides. RefSeq names its product cytochrome P450 2K1-like. Gene Ontology annotation, molecular function: heme binding; iron ion binding; oxidoreductase activity, acting on paired donors, with incorporation or reduction of molecular oxygen, reduced flavin or flavoprotein as one donor, and incorporation of one atom of oxygen. NCBI's taxonomy places the organism in Eukaryota, Metazoa, Chordata, Aves, Tinamiformes, Tinamidae. Gene Ontology annotation, cellular component: cytoplasm; intracellular membrane-bounded organelle. The record is from RefSeq and is a predicted model, not a curated record. The transcript is spliced from 9 exons. Gene Ontology annotation, biological process: xenobiotic metabolic process. The coding region runs from base 136 to 1641 and encodes 501 amino acids.